Messenger RNA from Trichosurus vulpecula (common brushtail), 452 nucleotides. RefSeq names its product diazepam-binding inhibitor-like 5. The record is from RefSeq and is a predicted model, not a curated record. Gene Ontology annotation, molecular function: fatty-acyl-CoA binding. Gene Ontology annotation, cellular component: mitochondrion. The coding region runs from base 73 to 333 and encodes 86 amino acids. The transcript has a single exon. Gene Ontology annotation, biological process: fatty acid metabolic process. NCBI's taxonomy places the organism in Eukaryota, Metazoa, Chordata, Mammalia, Diprotodontia, Phalangeridae.
CCAACUUUCCCCUCCCCUAGAGCUAACAACAAGUAAAGAAAGGUUCUCCACCUAUACAAUCAGCAGCAACCGAUGGCCCAGGUAGAGUUUGAGUUGGCAUGCGCAGCAGUUAAGCAGCUGACGGGCCCUGUGACUGACGAGGAGAAGCUGGUGGUAUACAGCUACUACAAGCAGGCCACCAUUGGGGACGUCAACAUCCCCUGCCCGGAGGUCACCGACUUCAAAGCCAAAGCCAAGUGGGAAGCUUGGAAUUGCCGCAAAGGGAUGUCCAAGCUGGACGCCAUGAGGAUCUAUGUGUCCAAAGUGGAAGAGCUGAAGAAAAGAUUGUGCUAAGGAGACGAGCCUUCUCGAGAGGGGAGCAUCAACUUAGUCUUGUUAUGGAGAGCGACUGAAUUCCUUUGAGACCGUAGGAACCUAGCUAGGAACCAACUCAUAAAUCGCUUCAAAAGGCA